This is a messenger RNA of Hyaloscypha bicolor E, 3423 nucleotides long. RefSeq lists its product as uncharacterized. Lineage: Eukaryota; Fungi; Ascomycota; Leotiomycetes; Helotiales; Hyaloscyphaceae. Bases 1 to 3423 code for a protein of 1140 amino acids. Gene Ontology annotation, biological process: positive regulation of transcription by RNA polymerase II. The record is from RefSeq and is a predicted model, not a curated record. Gene Ontology annotation, molecular function: ATP-dependent chromatin remodeler activity; DNA binding; ATP binding. The transcript is spliced from 3 exons. Gene Ontology annotation, cellular component: nucleus.
AUGGAGACUCCUCCGAGCCAACAAUUGAUCGAUCUGACCGACAAUGACUACGAGGAACUCCGAAUUCAAGCGCCACAGCAAACUCCUCCUCAAGACCAAGAGACCAUCGAGUACGCACCACCCUCGCGGUCACGAUCGGGAUUGCGACAACCCAAACCCAAUACCUCCUUGAAGGCGAGCGAGAAUGGCUUCUACCAGCUAGUUCCUGCACGACCCAAGUCAUCGAAGCAGAAUGGGGUUGGAGCGGACAUAAAUGGAAUCAACGUAACACCGGUGGUUAGCACGAGGGUUGCCAUUCGACAGGAGAUUGCAAGCAAGACUGCCAAAUACAGAAACCAGUUCCUCAUUGACAAGAAGGAUUUCUGGCUCCCGCUCUUGCCUCCGCACAACUAUGUCAAGAAGCUGGUCGACCAGAAUGAACAGUUAUCUCCUGCUGAGCUAGCAGACCUGCCCACCGCUACUCCCUACGAGGAGAUCGACCGUCAACCUCGCGGAGUUACCGCCGUCAUGAAGCCAUACCAGCUUUCCGGCCUCUCCUUCAUGGUUUAUCUUCAUCGAAAUGGUUUGUCUGGAAUUCUCGGUGACGAAAUGGGUCUUGGAAAGACUCUACAAACGCUCUCGCUCAUCCAAUACCUGAAGGAACAUGACCCAAAGGCUGGCAGUGGAAGAUUGCAACGACCAUUCUUGGUUGUCUGUCCUCUUUCGGUCCUCAGCAGUUGGAUGGCCGAAAGCAAGAAAUGGACACCCGGUUUGAAGGCUAUUCGCUUCCACGGCCCUAAGCACGAACGAGAUCGCUUGAAGAAGAUUGUGGUUGGAGAAUUGGACAUUUACGGCAACCUGACUGCCCAAGCAAAGGCGAAAAUCAAAUCCCGACGAACUGCUGCUGGCAAGACUGUCAUCUCUCUGGAUACCGACUCCGAAGACGAAGAUGAUGUUGGCGUUGACUUGGUCGUCACCACAUAUGAUUCCUUCAAGGCCGAACAGUCGUGGUUCAAGACUGCCUUCGUCUGGCGAUACGUCGUACUCGAUGAGGGCCACACUGUCAAGAACCAUGCGUCUUUGACUUCGAAGUCUCUCCAAGGACUGAAGGCCGAAUACCGCUUGAUUUUGACCGGAACCCCUCUGCAGAACAACCUUUCCGAACUCUGGUCGUUGUUACAUUGGCUCUACCCAGAAGUUUUUAUCGACAAGACCAAUGAGCUAUUCGACACUUCAUUCAAUCUCUCCAAGGGUCAGUAUUCAAGCACUGUCCUGGAUGAUGCUCGUCGCCUGCUUGAGCUUAUUAUGCUUCGCCGGAUGAAGAAUUCCCCCGGUGUUGAUUUGAAUCUUCCACCAAAGACCGAAGUCCUUUUGUUCGUCCCGCUUUCACCCAUGCAGACAUUUUGGUAUAAGCGCAUGAUCACCAAAGCCGAUCAAGGCCUCCUGGAUGAAUUGUUCAAGGGGGUGAAAGACAAGGAAGAGGAGAGCAUGCGAACCCUCAAGAUGAUUGAAGAGCGCGAGGCUCAAAUGGAGAAAGCUGAAACCGAGGCACUGGAAAUCCUCGGGAAUGAUGAGUUGGUCGGCACUGAUGCAUGGAAGGAGACCAAAGCGAUUCUUGAGCAGACAGUCCAGCGAGAGCAUGAAGGUGAAAAAGCUAGGGAAGGCAAGAAAUCUGACUGGCAAAAACUGAUGAAUCUACUCAUGCAAUUGAGGAAAGUCUGCAAUCAUCCCUACCAGAUCCUGAAUGCCGAACCAGAUCCAUACCAUACUGGCGAUCACGUUAUCACAGCGUCUGGAAAAUUCAUCGUUCUGGAUAAGUUAGUUAACGAGCUCGUCAUUAAGCAAAAGAAGAAGAUCUUGAUAUUCUCCGGCUUCACCAAGAUGCUGGAUUUGGUUGAAGAGCUUCUGUCACUCCGAGGUGGUGAUGGCUCGCAAUUCCGCUCAAUGCGCAUCGAUGGUGGAACCCAUCGAGCUCGUCGCAACCUAGGUAUCAGACUGUUCAAUGAUCUCAACAGUGAUUACCGUGUCAUGCUGAUUUCUACACGAGCUGGUGGACUUGGCAUCAAUCUUGCUACGGCUUCUGAUGUUGUUCUCCUUGACCAAGAUUGGAAUCCUCAAAUCACUCUUCAAGCUGAAGCUCGUGCGCAUCGCAUUGGCCAAAAGAAUCCUGUCACAGUCUACAAACUUGUUUCGCAAGGAACAGUCGAGGAGCAGAUGAUGGGGCGCAUCCAGAAGAAGCUCUACCUCUCGGCAAAGGUCACAGAAGCCAUGCGAGACAUCCACACCAAGUUUGGCUCUGGAAAGAAGGGUAAAAAAGGUGUUGCAGCUGCGGAAGACGAGGAUAUGCCUCAGCUCAAUACAAUACAACUCAUGACAUUGGUACGCCGUGGUGCCUCUGCCAUCUCAAGACCUGAGAUUGACGUCAACGAGAUGUUGUCUUGGGACUGGGAGAAGACCGUUGCGAUGUGCAAAGACAAGCCGGCAGAUGUCAACGUGAAGAAGGAUGCUAUCCCGGAUGCAAAAGUUGAUGAGGAAGCAGAGCGAACGUGGCUUUCCGAGAUGGAGCGUGUCGAGGCAUCGAUCUUCGAGGGAAAGAAGUUGGCGAAGAUGGCGAAGGGCACGAACCGAGACAUCGCUGCAGAGUAUUUCAACAAGGCAGACCGACGCGUGGGCAAGAACACCACCAUCAUGGUCGACGGCUUCGCGAUCUCGAAGGAGUCGAUGAACUGCGGAGACUGGGAGGCAGUUCCGACGAUGGCUGGCAAGGAUCCUCGUCUUGCGGAGCGGAAGCGCGAGAAGAGAACCCCGAUCAUACCUCAAGAGCAUUGCCAGGUCUGCAUUGACGGUGGUGAGCUGCACUGUUGCCAAUUGUGCCCUCGAGCUUACCACUUCGAAUGUCUCGAACCUGAGUACCAGUCUAAGGCCAAAGGCUGGUCCUUUAACUGUCCUCAACAUAGGUGCUUCGAUUGUCACCAGGGAACUCAAGAUGCAGGCGGCAUGCUCUACCGCUGCAGAUGGUGUGAGCGCGCAUACUGCGAAGACUGCAUGGACUUUGAGGAAACCAUUCUCAUCGGCAAUACUCUGCAAGAGUACGAACUGCUUGGUUACCCCGACGUGGAACAAGCCUUCUACAUCCAAUGCUCUAGUUGCACCCACAAUUUCAAGGAGAACCCUAGAAACGCCAAGCUCUGUUCGGAUCUCGCCGACGGCAUUAGUCUUGCGUAUGAGAGCAGAUUCGGUCAGCUGUCACGGGAGACGAGUACAAGAGCUGGCAGUAUGACGGACGCGACGACUGUUGAGACAACUGGUAUGAACACACCGAUAGUCAUUGACGACGAUCGCGACUACGCAACCCCCUCCUCUCGCAAGCGGAAGAUGCAAGAAUCGCAUGUCGUCAAUCUCCCCUUUUCCCCGGCAUCAAAGAAGGGUAGAGUUGGCGUUUAA